ACAACGUUACCUAGCGUUGACCGGAAGCUUCGGGCCGUCGAAACUAUUCAUCGAUAUAUGCAACUAGAUUGCGCAGGUCGCCAUAGAGAGACGAAGCUUGUAACCGGUCACCCUGCCUGCCUAUACGGAGUACCUACACGCCCAUGAACUCACUCAUUAGCCUUCCGCUCCUCAAAUACUCAUAUGCCACAAAUGUGCGCACCGACAGCAUCUUGUGGAACCAUGUCUUCCAAAACUUGGUUGUCACAUUCGAUAACUUUCGCGCCGGCAACAACGCAGCCCUGGUGAUGAAGGUGGUGCAAGGAUCCGAGCUUCUGGAACAUGUUAGCAUACAUGACCUGAUUAAUAGCUCGAAAGAAUUCAUCGCCACCGCAAAGAGGUCUGGCAUAGAAGUACGCGCUGAGCAGCUUCCCAUCUCUUUGUUGGUGCGCUGUCCUCUGUUGGCAAUCAGAUACAACAGACCAGACGGACAGAUAAGAAGAUUGCAACUGAAGUUUUGCUCUGACACAGACUUUCAAACGGCGCACACUUUGUUCUCUGAUCUUGGUUGCUAUAUUACAGACAAGCCUUCGCAGGGGCCGACAGUGGCUGGCAGCAACUCACGCCCGAAUUCAUCGUAUUAUGUCACCCCUCAACCUUCAUCUUCGCCUCCAAGAGUUCACACUUCGCAUCCACUAGUAUCGGAGAGCCGACUUAGCACCGAACAGUUCCUUGCGCAACCUUUCUUUAGGCCAACUAGUCUCCCUCAACAGGGCAUUUUUACUGAUGCUUUUGAAUCAAACCAUUUCCACCAAGAGCGCUCCAUGGAUAGACAGACUGACGGUUUAACUCGGUUCCCAGCAACAGGUCCUCUGUUCUUUAAUACUUCUAGUCACCCACAAAGACCAAGCACGGAGUCUUUAACGAUGCAGGCGCAACCGGUGAGUCGCCAGCUGGAUACGAUUAGUGAAAUUGAGAAUACUCGACCUUCAACUGCUCCAGUGAAUCGAGAGUAUGAUCUGCUCUCAAUGAUUCCUCCUAGAAGAGAGCUCCCGUUCUUGAGACCAGCUUCUGCACCAAAGUCAAGUGUUACCCAGAAGCAUACUCAAGGAGCGAACAGGCCGAGCAGCUCAACUACAGAGCUACAGAAGAGUCGGUCCAAUAGCCUUAGACGCGCAGCUCUUCAGAACACAGGUUCCACCGCAAAUUUGGCUCCGCUACCGCCCCCAAAUUUUGCUACAGAAAGUUCGGCGUCGUCUGGCAAGCAGCUGAAUGCUUUGAAAAACGGCCGUCGCCAGAAGACCGGAAAGCCCGUGCCUUCAUUGCACACAUCUAAUUCUUCAUCCAGUCCAUAUUUUUCGAUGCCUGACAUUCAGUCAAAUUCCGAGACACCAGGAAGCACUUCACCUGGCCACAUUUCAACCGAUCAUGCUGAUAGAUCGACGCUUUCGAGUGCUGGCAAAGAUGUUGUCGAUCGCGUAAGCUCGAUGAUCAUGGGUGGACGAAAUAGCCGUGAGCAUGGCGAUAUCAGAACGUAUGCGACGCUGCCGGAUGAUAACAGAAUCAACAUCCUCGACGAGUUCUUUGCCGAAUGUAUCGCUGACGAUGACUUCCUCACUCUCUGCGAAGACGUCAACUCAUGCUGGCGCCGCAUCGGGCUAGGUCUCCCAUGAUAUGCAGACUGCGUUCCUGGACGCACAAGGGCCAGGAUCUCCUGAAAAGCGACGAAAAACGUUGCCAAGGCUGUGGUGAUUCAGAAACGUGGAAUGAUGCAAGUGAGAUCAACGCUCGGCCCCAAAGUUACACAAGAUUGCUCUGUGCUUCUUAUCGAGAUCUCGACGUUUGUUAAAAGGAAGGUGGAAAUGUAGCGACUCAAUUGCUUAGGUUGUUUGUUUCUUUAAAAGUUAGUCUAGGCUUAGCUAUUAGUAGACUUCCGUAGCGAAUAUUGCUGAACGAUAGAACAAAAAAGCUUCGAGGUCGUCCAAACGCGUCGAGAGGCAAGGAACCGGGGUGGU
Aplosporella prunicola CBS 121167 is the source of this 1994-nucleotide messenger RNA. RefSeq lists its product as uncharacterized. Gene Ontology annotation, biological process: reciprocal meiotic recombination. The transcript has 3 exons. NCBI's taxonomy places the organism in Eukaryota, Fungi, Ascomycota, Dothideomycetes, Botryosphaeriales, Aplosporellaceae. The record is from RefSeq and is a predicted model, not a curated record. Bases 144 to 1652 code for a protein of 502 amino acids.